Messenger RNA from Trichomycterus rosablanca, 870 nucleotides. It is a transcript of the gene scrt1b, whose product is annotated as scratch family zinc finger 1b. The transcript is spliced from 2 exons. Gene Ontology annotation, biological process: regulation of DNA-templated transcription. Gene Ontology annotation, molecular function: RNA polymerase II cis-regulatory region sequence-specific DNA binding; DNA-binding transcription factor activity, RNA polymerase II-specific. The coding region runs from base 1 to 813 and encodes 270 amino acids. The record is from RefSeq and is a predicted model, not a curated record. Lineage: Eukaryota; Metazoa; Chordata; Actinopteri; Siluriformes; Trichomycteridae.
AUGCCAAGGUCUUUCCUGGUGAAGAAGGUGAAGCUGGAUGAUUUCUCAUGCGCGGAGCUGGAGAGCGCGUACCGCAGGUCCAGAGCUGACCUGAACCUGAGGAUCCACCACAAAGGCUACAUUAGGGAGUACAUCAGCCCGGUGGUGUAUGACUCCGAGAGCGAGAGCGCAGUCAAAGUUCCCUCUCCGGAGCCGCUGUCCGAUGGCGCGCACAGCGACUACCAGGCGGACAGUCCGCGCUCGGACACCACGGGAGGAUCCAUCAACGGAGACGCGGCGGUCAGCGGGACCUACACGGCGCACGCCUUCUUCAUCACGGAUGGCCGGUCACGACGCAGAGCCGCGGCGGGGGCGCGCAGUCCGACGCGCCACACGUGCACCGAGUGCGGCAAGUCGUACGCCACGUCGUCCAACCUGAGCCGCCACAAGCAGACGCACCGCAGCCUGGACAGCAAGAUGGCCAAGAAGUGCCCGACGUGCGGCAAGGUCUACGUGUCCAUGCCGGCCAUGGCCAUGCACGUCCUCACGCACGACCUGCGCCACAAGUGCGACGUGUGCGGCAAGGCGUUCAGCCGGCCGUGGCUGCUGCAGGGUCACAUGCGCUCGCACACCGGGGAGAAGCCGUUCGGAUGCGCGCACUGCGGGAAAGCCUUCGCCGACCGGUCCAACCUGCGGGCGCACAUGCAGACGCACUCGACCUUCAAGCACUUCAAGUGUGCACGCUGCAGCAAGACGUUUGCGCUCAAAUCCUACCUGAACAAACACUACGAGUCGGCGUGCUUCAAGAGCGCGCUCUCGCCGCUCCAAGCGUGACCCCAAGACGAGUUUUUUUGGGGUGGGGGGCGAACGCGACCGUGGCCUCACCCCGAA